Molecule: messenger RNA, 1953 nt
Organism: Dendrobium catenatum
Lineage: Eukaryota; Viridiplantae; Streptophyta; Magnoliopsida; Asparagales; Orchidaceae
Product: serine/threonine protein phosphatase 2A 57 kDa regulatory subunit B' beta isoform-like
Exons: 2
Coding region: 282-1787 (501 amino acids)
Biological process (GO): signal transduction
Cellular component (GO): protein phosphatase type 2A complex
Molecular function (GO): protein phosphatase regulator activity
Source: RefSeq, a predicted model, not a curated record
UCUGUGCGUCCCCUACCCCGUCCUGCUUCCCGUCCUCCUCGGGUUUCCUUUAAUCCCAUUGUCACUCUCGCAGCACGGGAAAGAUCAAAAUGGGGUUCGAUGCGUCGUAGACUCGUAGAACUCCGAUCCUUGCCAGAUGGUUCCCGGCGGCGCACGUCUCGUCCGGUUACCUUCUUUUCGAUAUCUCCGUCUGUAACUAGGGUUCCGUUCAUUGAUUAAUCUAGGGACUAGGCCACAAUUGUUGGCCUUUUGACGCGAUCCGAUCAACGAGGAGUAGAAGGAUGUUCAACAAGAUCAUGAAACGAGGGGGCCGAAAGGGCCCCAAAUCCGAAGGGAACGAGCCCACCGUAUUCUCCAGCGCUUACCGCUCGGCCGGCGGUUCCGUUGUGUCGGCUUCGAACGUCACUGUAAACCACGCAUCUCGUCCCACCGCCGCUGCGGUGAGCCCCCAGACACAGACGCCGCUGGGCUCCGCCGGCGUCACCGGCGUCAUACCCCCGAUCGAGAACCUCCCUCUCUUCCGCGACGUGCCCGUGCCUGAGCGCCAGACCCUCUUUCUACGAAAGCUCCAGAUCUGCUCCAUCGUAUUCGAGUUCUCCGACUCCCUUAAGUUCGCGCGCGAGAAAGAGACCAAGCGGCAGACCCUCGUGGAGCUCGUUGAUUUCAUCCACUCUGGCUCUGGUCGCCUGUCUGAAGCAGUUCAGGAGGAGCUCAUUCGCAUGAUUGGCAACAACAUCUUCCGCUGCCUGCCCCCGACUUCUCAUGAGAACACCGGCUCGGAGAACGCUGAUCCUGAGGAGGAAGAAUCUUACCUCGAUCCAGCCUGGCCUCAUCUCCAGAUUGUCUACGAGCUCCUUCUUCGAUAUGUCGUAUCGUCCGAUACCGAUACCAAGAUCGCCAAACGCUACAUUGAUCACUCUUUUGUUCUCCGACUUCUUGAUCUCUUCGACUCUGAGGACCCACGUGAGCGCGAGUAUCUCAAGACCAUUCUCCACCGCAUCUACGGCAAGUUCAUGGUCCAUCGUCCGUUCAUUCGCAAGGCAAUCAACAAUAUUUUCUAUCGGUUUAUCUUUGAGACUGAGAGGCACAGUGGGAUUGGGGAGCUACUUGAGAUUCUGGGUAGUAUAAUUAACGGUUUUGCGCUUCCAAUGAAGGAGGAGCACAAGCUAUUUCUGGUCCGAGCACUUAUCCCACUCCACAAGCCGAAGGGAAUGGCGGCUUACCAUCAGCAGCUCUCGUACUGUAUCACUCAGUUUGUGGAGAAGGAUUUUAAGCUAGCGGAUACUGUCAUAAGGGGCUUGCUUAAGUACUGGCCAGUCACCAACUGCCAGAAGGAGGUGCUCUUCCUAGGAGAACUGGAAGAGAUUCUAGAGGCGACUCAAUCAGCCGAAUUUCAGCGUUGCAUGGUUCCACUUUUCAAGCAAAUUGGAAGAUGCCUCAAUAGUUCUCAUUUUCAGGUGGCUGAACGAGCCCUCUUUCUAUGGAACAAUGAUCACAUCGUGAGCUUAAUUGCCCAGAAUCGAAACAUCAUCUUCCCCAUAAUUUUCGACGCGCUCGAGAAAAACAUGCAAGGCCACUGGAACCAAGCAGUUCAUGGACUCACAGCCAAUGUGCGCAAAAUGUUCCUCGAUAUGGAUACCGAGCUUUUCGAAGAAUGCCAGCAGAAAUAUAUAGACAAGGAAGCCAAAGCCAAGUCACAGGAAGAGCAGAGACAGAUGGCUUGGAGAAGACUGGAAGCAGUCGCCGCCGCCAAAUCUUCGGCCGAAGAUAUGGUAUUAGUCAAUUAGGAUAAUCUGACCCCCACCUUAUUACUGUUCUCUUCUUUUUCUUUGUUUCUGCAGUUGUCUAUUGAUGUGCCCUUUUUAUGAAAGAAAAGCUGGGAUUAUAUGUAAUCUUAAAUGUAUCAUUUGUGGAUAUGUUGGAAGCUCUUUAAUGGUCAAUUUUUUUCUUUUU